GCAGAUGACAGCAUCAACACAACUAUUGAACGAGAUCCGAAGUCAACGAUGAUCUCCGAUCCCAGUGGGUUAGGCUUUCUCUUUUGAUUAAAUUCAGAAUUAACUGGUAAAAUUUACGGCUUGACCAUGACAAAUGUACCGGAUCGUCCCAUGCCACGGAUCAUACUCCUGCUCAGUGGGAAACGGAAAUGCGGUAAAGACUUUCUAGCGGAUGCGCUGCUGAAAAGGCUCGGCAUGGAAGAGGCACAGAUUAUACGCAUCUCGGAACCCAUCAAGCGACACUGGGCCGACUGGAAGGGGUUGCAUUUGGACGAGCUGCUCAGUGACGGUGCGUACAAGGAACGCUACCGGAAGGAGAUGAUCGAGUGGAGUGAUGCCCGUCGGCAGGAAGAUUACGGUGUGUUUUGCCGAGCGGCCUGCACCACCGUCGAUCGGCCUAUUUGCAUCGUGAGCGACAUACGGCGGAAGACGGACGUGCGCUACUUCCGGGAAACGUACGGUCCGGAACGGAUACGUACGGUGCGGAUUGAGGCGAGCGAAGCGAUACGCGCGGAACGCGGCUGGCAAUUUCAAACGGGCGUCGAUGAUGUACAGUCAGAAUGCGAUCUGGAUGAUUACGGUCCGUGGGAUCUGUUGGUGAGGAAUGAGCAGGCCGACGAUGUGGAAGGAUUGUUGGAGCGAUUGAUCAAGUUGGCAAGCAGCUGAGCGAGUAUUACACUUGGCAAAUCAAUCAUAAGGAUAUGUUUUCAUAAUAAUAUGGUUAAGGCGCACAGUUUAUUGGUAAAAGGAGAUAACUAUUAAAUUUUUUUCGGUUAUUACUACCUGUUGUCAUCGGGAGAGGUUGAAUUUAAUCGUCACUAAAAUGCGUGUUAAAGACAUCCAA
Messenger RNA from Anopheles stephensi (Asian malaria mosquito), 883 nucleotides. RefSeq names its product probable phosphomevalonate kinase. The record is from RefSeq and is a predicted model, not a curated record. Gene Ontology annotation, molecular function: phosphomevalonate kinase activity. Gene Ontology annotation, cellular component: cytoplasm. Gene Ontology annotation, biological process: isopentenyl diphosphate biosynthetic process, mevalonate pathway; cholesterol biosynthetic process. The transcript is spliced from 2 exons. NCBI's taxonomy places the organism in Eukaryota, Metazoa, Arthropoda, Insecta, Diptera, Culicidae. The coding region runs from base 127 to 705 and encodes 192 amino acids.